AGCUUGCCUCAACCGACCAAUUUGUGUGCAUCAUUUCUGUCAUUUUGAUAUGAAGUAGUUUGCAUUCAUUUGGUAAAGUUAAUGCAAUAAAAUUGUAGAAAUUAAUGCAUUCUUCAAACGGUCAAGCUCUCCUCGUGAAAUAGGCAUCCCCCGAAAAUUAGCCAUUAUGGAUGUUUUUUUAAUGAUACGGCGAAAAAAGCUUACUAUUUUCACCGACGCCAAGGACAACACCACCGUUUUAGAACUAAAGAAGAUAAUUGAAGGAAUACUAAAAAUACCGCCCCAGAACCAGCAGCUGUUUAACAAAGACAAUAGGAUAAUGGAAGACAGUAACACAUUGCAAGAUUACGGACUAAAUUCAAACACCGCUAAAGCUCAGAGCCCGGCCACUAUUGGCCUUGCCAUUAGGGAUGAUGGUGGUGCAUUUGAAGCCCUCGACUUGGUACCAUAUUCCUCACCUCCAGAUCUGCCGGAUGUUAUGAAGUCUCAGGAAAGCAAUGGCCAGGACCAGUCCUCUUAAUUUGGAAUCACAAUCGAUUUGACCUUUCAAUGUUUCAUAUUAUUAUUAACCUGAAGUGCUUAUUUUAUAAUAAUUCAUACUUAAUCAAGGAAGAGACCUUGUGGGCUACAGCUAACUCUACGGUUGCCGACAACCAUUUUUCUGAAUCAUAAAUUAAUAUUUACCAUAAUGAGACAUGUAUAUAUAUAGCAGUGUGGUAGCAGUGUCUGCGUUGCAUUAGUUAAUUUUUAACUUGGAUUUGUCAGGUUUAGAAUCAAGCUCAUAAAUUUUUAAGUUAUCGCCAUAGACUGUUUCUUGAAAUGUCGAUAGUUAUAGCGGAAAUUAUUUAUUGUCUUGAUUCCUAAAUAAAAUAUUUUUAAUUUC
Molecule: messenger RNA, 883 nt
Organism: Cylas formicarius (sweet potato weevil)
Lineage: Eukaryota; Metazoa; Arthropoda; Insecta; Coleoptera; Brentidae
Product: elongin-B
Exons: 4
Coding region: 167-520 (117 amino acids)
Biological process (GO): transcription elongation by RNA polymerase II
Cellular component (GO): VCB complex; elongin complex
Molecular function (GO): protein binding
Source: RefSeq, a predicted model, not a curated record